UGAAAAGCCCGCGAAGCAAAGAGAAUUUUCCUUGCGGUCUUGGAUGUGUCAAGUGAUCUUCUUGAUCAGAAAUUCAAUUACGUCGUCGGUUGACAUCUACCUAUACCCAUGGAUUAUCUCCAUCACCUUCACAACCUUGAAUUGCUAAGAGAGCUACCUUUGCCAAGACCACGUCGUGGGCUACGGGAUGCUAGAAAUCCAUCGGAAUCGUAUGAGGAUGGGCCAUUUCGAGAUCGGUAUCGACUGUCAAAAGAAACCGUCAUCAUCAACAUGCUGGAAGCCGAAUUGAAGAGGGACACACAGAGGAAUGAUCCACUUCCCGUUUAUUUGCAGGUGUUGACGGCUCUCCGUUUUCAUGCAGUGGGAUCAUUUCAAAAGAUGCAUGGUGAUGAGGCAGCAAUAUCACAGUCAUCAAUGUGUCGAAUCAUCAAAGAUGUGUCAGAAGCUAUAGCAAGAAGGAAAAGGCAAUACAUGAAGUUUCCUUCGACAAGAGAAGAAGUUGAAGCAACUCAGCGACAGUUCUUCCAGUACUGCAGAUUUCCAGGAGUGAUAGGUGCAAUUGAUGGGACACAUGUCUACAUCAGGAGCCCUGGUGGGGAUCAGGCAAUAUACUUCCUCAACAGGAAGAAUAGAUACUCGAUCAAUGUUCAGGUUGUUUGUGAUCAGGCUGGGAAAAUAACAAGCAUCGUUGCCAGAUGGCCUGGCAGCACACCUAACUCCGCAACCGUAAGUCACUUUUCAACCAAACUUGGAUGGUAGAUGUACUUAGGCGACCUGCAUAUUAUGCUGCAGUCGGAGGUCACAUGGACUUGUCAAUAUCAGACUAGAAGCUUGGCCGGAACAGUAGAGAUGCGAUGUCGAACUUCACGAUAUAGAAAUAGCCCCUUGCCCUCGUU
Molecule: messenger RNA, 896 nt
Organism: Lytechinus pictus (painted urchin)
Lineage: Eukaryota; Metazoa; Echinodermata; Echinoidea; Temnopleuroida; Toxopneustidae
Product: putative nuclease HARBI1
Exons: 6
Coding region: 109-759 (216 amino acids)
Source: RefSeq, a predicted model, not a curated record